Rhineura floridana is the source of this 3931-nucleotide messenger RNA. RefSeq names its product selenoprotein O (gene SELENOO). The transcript has 9 exons. The record is from RefSeq and is a predicted model, not a curated record. Lineage: Eukaryota; Metazoa; Chordata; Lepidosauria; Squamata; Rhineuridae.
GGAGGUGCUUGCGCAUGUGCAAGGCCAGAGCGGGAGAGGCUGAGAGGGAGGCGUUGAGGACGCGAAAAUAGGAAGGCCUGACGAGGUUGCUCGCCAGCGCCCUCCCUGGUGAACGGUGGCCGAAAAGACAGGGGAGCGGUGAAUGGCAACGGCGCUACGUAGUAAGAGUCGCUCCUUCAGCUGUUUACUGCCGUUGCCUUUUUCGUACGUCUCUGCAGUAGCCUCGCGCAGGUUAAUUAUUAUGGAGGCUGCGGCAUCUUCCCCCUCGUAUUCUUGUAGUCCCGGUGAGGCCGUUUGGUGGCUCGGAGUGCUUCGGUUUGACAACCGGGCACUGCGGGCGCUUCCGCUGGACCCGAGUGAAGAGAAUGUGCCUCGGCCUGUGGCGGACGCUUGCUUCUCCCGUGUGCGGCCUACCCUAGUGCAGACCCCGCGACUCGUAUCUGUGUCUCAGCCAGCGCUGGCGCUACUGGGCCUGAGGGAACCGCGGACGCUGGAAGAGAAGGCUGAGGCGGCGCUUUACUUCAGCGGGAACCGGCUACUGCCGGGAGCGGAGCCCGCCGCCCACUGCUACUGCGGCCACCAGUUCGGCAACUUCGCUGGGCAGCUCGGUGACGGCGCUGCCAUCUACCUGGGCGAGGUGUUGAACCCGCGCGGCGAGCGCUGGGAGAUCCAGCUUAAGGGCGCCGGCCUCACCCCCUUCUCCCGACAAGCAGAUGGUCGUAAAGUUUUACGAUCAAGCAUACGAGAAUUCCUUUGUAGCGAGGCAAUGUUCCAUCUAGGAAUACCUACAACCAGAGCUGGAGCCUGUGUAACAUCUGACUCAGAAGUUAUUCGGGACAUUUUUUAUGAUGGAAAUCCAAAAAAAGAAAGGUGCACCAUUGUCUUGAGAAUAGCACCAACAUUUAUCAGAUUUGGAUCAUUUGAAGUUUUUAAACCUGCUGAUGAACAUACAGGACGUAAAGGCCCCAGUGUUAAUAGAAAUGAUAUUCGUAUACAAAUGCUUGAUUAUGUGAUCAGCACUUUCUAUCCAGAGAUUUUACAAGCACAUCCAGACAAUAAUGUUCAGAGGAAUGCUGCUUUCUUUCAGGAGGUAACAAGGCGGACAGCAAGGAUGGUUGCUGAAUGGCAGUGUGUUGGAUUCUGUCAUGGUGUGCUCAAUACUGAUAACAUGAGUAUAGUUGGACUUACAAUUGAUUAUGGACCUUUUGGAUUUAUGGACAGAUACGAUCCUGAACAUAUUUGCAAUGGGUCUGAUAACACAGGGCGCUAUGCUUACAAUAAACAACCAGAGAUUUGUAAGUGGAAUAUAGGCAAACUUGCUGAAGCCUUAGUCCCAGAACUUCCAUUGGAAAUCAGUAUACGCAUACUGGAAGAAGAAUAUGAUACAGAAUUUGAGAGACAUUAUUUGCAGACAAUGAGAAAGAAGCUAGGACUAAUUCAGCUCCAGUUGGACGAUGAUAAUAAAUUGGUAUCUGAUUUAUUGGAAACUAUGCAUCUCACAGGUGCAGAUUUUACAAAUACUUUCCGCUUGCUGAGUUCUUUCUCAGUAGACUCUGAUCCUUUAAAAUUGGAAGACUACUUAGAUAAGAUUUCAAAGCAGUGUGCGUCUUUAGAAGAACUGAAAGUUGCAUACAGGCCUCAAAUGGAUCCCAGACAACUUUCAAUGAUGCUGAUGUUGGCACAAUCUAAUCCACAACUUUUUGCCUUAAUUGGAACAAAAUCUAACAUAAAUAAAGAACUUGAACGCAUAGAACAGUUCUCUAAGCUACAGCAGUUAACAGCAUCUGAACUGCUUAGUAGCAAUAAAGGACACUGGAAAGACUGGCUGCAGAACUACAGAGGUCGUCUAGAAAAAGAAAUGGAACAUGUUAGUAAUGCUGAUACCUGGAAUGCUGAACAUGUGAAAAUUAUGAAUUCAAACAAUCCAAAAUAUAUCUUGAGAAAUUACAUUGCUCAAAAUGCAAUAGAAACAGCAGAAAAGGGAGACUUCACAGAGGUGACUGAAGUCUUGAAACUCUUAGAAAAGCCAUAUGAAGAUAAAGAAUGUUACAGUGAAGUAACUGAAGAUACUGAAGUGGAAGGAAUUGGGGCUGCAGCUGCUGCCUGCAGUUCAGCAACCAGGGGAAGAGUUCCAUAUAGUAGUAAACCUCCACUCUGGGCUUCAGAACUCUGUGUUACAUGAUCUUCGUAACUGCCUUGCUUGUAUUUUCCACAGAGAUCUUGAUCUUCCCAAGUGGAAAGUGCAACAAGGCACAACAGAAGUGCUAUUAAGUCUCAAACAGUUUGGUUGGAUAUCUUCACAGACUCACUUGAGCCAUGAUCAUUUAUAGCAUGUAACAAUCACAGCUGUCCAUGCACUCUUGAGGUGUUGGAAGAGAAACCAAAGUUGUAUCUUCUCCCCAUCACGCACAAAGUGCAGUUAUAUUUUCUGCACAUUGAUCUGUGAACAUCCAAAUGAAAUCUGUGUUUGUGAAGACAAAAAUAGCAAACCAGGUAUUGGAAGUAUUUUUGUCUGAAAGUGAUCUAAUAGUACUGACAAUGUUUAUAACAUUUUUAUUAUGCAAGGAUAUUUUGAUUCUGUCUCAGUGGGAAGUAGGUUUAAGCUCAUCAUUGCUUAUUUGAAGCUGUGUUUCAUUUAAUUGUGUAGUUCAUGAAAUGUGAAUCUUCAUAUUUAUAUCAGGUUUUUAGAGAAAUAAUAGGCAAGUAAGGAAAAUAUGGCAAUAAUGUAUAUUAUAAAAAAGAAUGAAGAAAAAAGUUACAGCUUAACUACUUUAUAUAUAGUGGCUUCAUUUCAGCUAUGUUGAUGUCCAUAUUGAAGCAUAUAGUUCAGGACAGUAUCCUGCUUCUGGAUCUGUGCAUGCAGUUCAUUUUACUGGAUCUCGAAUGAUUUGUACAGUCCUAAAAAAAAGAGGUUUGGUCAUCAAUUGCUGGAACAGCUGGGGAGACUGAAUCCUCAUCCCUCUUCUGUCUUCUUAUAGUGUGGAGUAUGGCUAAGGACUGCAGCUUAGAUUUCUUCAACAGGAUAAUUUUUGUCAAAAUACACUGUGAUAUUGCUUGGGGUGUAAACAAUGCCUUCAGCAUUCAGAUGAUGUAUGCUUUCACAUUUAUAUAGCAUAUUUAUUUUGUAUGUAACAACUUUGCUACCUCAGGAGAGUCUUUCAUUCUCACACUUUCUGCUUUUGUGGUAACUGCUGAAAUAUUUUAAUAGCAUUUUCUCAAUCAGAUACAUUAACAAAACAGCUGCAUGAAGACAUUACUGUUCUUCAGAAAAGUAAAAGGAGAUGUUGCUAAAAUAAAUCUCACUGGGUGGGUGACCGACCAUUUCUGUAGUCCUAAGGCCCAUUCAUUAGUGUCCCAUUAAAAUAAUUAGGAAUGUACUUCCAGGUAGCAUAGGCCAUCUUCAUAUUUUCAUUGAUCCGGAUAACUGACGUGGCAAUGCACCUGAGAUACCGUGUCCUUUCUGCCUUAUAAUGUAAAUGUACACUAGUGGGUGGAAAAAAACAGUACUUUGAAUGUGGGAUGGGGACAAAUGGUAGGUAUAGAAAUUUCUGUGAAGAGCAGCAUACAGACUUUUCUUGCUUUUAAUUUAGAACCCUGUACAUGUGUUCACUCAAAUGCAUGAAUAGGGCUGCUGUGAGCCUGGCUAUUAGGAGAUCUUUUUUGUGGCUUCUGAGGGUCUUUAUGUACAGUUUUUAAUUUUAAAAAAUAGUGCUUCGGACAGCUGUUGUGAAUGGGAAACCUAUUGCCCAUAGUCAAACUUCAGUUAAUUUUUAUCCAAUUUUAGCAAUAAAAACAUAUGAAUGUUCUUGUGAUUUUUUUUAAGUAUUGCGCUCUACCUUUUUUAAAAAUUGGUGUUCCAGCCUUUUCUCAUUCUGCAAAUAGCAGCAACAAUCUGGAAAUUAUUACCCUGAGCUGGGUUUGUUGAAAAUAA